This is a messenger RNA of Rodentolepis nana, 495 nucleotides long. The record is from the annotation of a GenBank genome assembly. NCBI's taxonomy places the organism in Eukaryota, Metazoa, Platyhelminthes, Cestoda, Cyclophyllidea, Hymenolepididae.
AUGCCGCGGCGCCCACUCGAAAGGCUAUUGCGAUGUCGAAGUGUUUCUUUGAUAUUUCUAUCGGUGGUCAGACUUUACUCUGAUGUUCCCAAAACUGCCCGAAACUUCCUUGAACUUUGCACUCAUAAAAAUGGCUUCGGAUAUAAAGGCUCCACUUUUCAUCGCAUAAUUCCAGACUUCAUGUGCCAAGGUGGUGAUUUCACAAAUCACAAUGGCACUGGUGGCAAGAGUAUCUAUGGCAAAAAGUUUGAAGAUGAAAAUUUCAAUCAUAAGCACGAUAAGCCAUAUUUGCUAUCAAUGGCCAAUGCUGGUCCCAAUACUAAUGGGUCACAGUUCUUUAUUACUGUUGCCAAGACCUCUUGGCUUGAUGGCAAGCACGUUGUCUUCGGUGAGGUUGUAGAGGGACAGGACGUUGUUAAAGCAAUGGAGAACGUCGGAUCUAAAUCUGGCGCAACGGAUAUGGAAGUCAAAAUCGAAGAUUGUGGUGAAUGUUAG